Messenger RNA from Desarmillaria tabescens, 1240 nucleotides. Its product is annotated as scavenger mRNA decapping enzyme. Gene Ontology annotation, molecular function: RNA 7-methylguanosine cap binding; hydrolase activity. Gene Ontology annotation, cellular component: P-body; nucleus. Lineage: Eukaryota; Fungi; Basidiomycota; Agaricomycetes; Agaricales; Physalacriaceae. The transcript is spliced from 8 exons. Gene Ontology annotation, biological process: deadenylation-dependent decapping of nuclear-transcribed mRNA. The record is from RefSeq and is a predicted model, not a curated record. Bases 139 to 1134 code for a protein of 331 amino acids.
GUUUUCUUGUCUGUUCAUGUUGUUGCUUUCGUGUGUACAUAUGUGACUCGAUCCCUGGGGACAUGCUAUAUAAUACUGCACCAAUACAACUCAUGUCAAAUUUACUUCUUUGUAAGGUCUUUACUCCGAACUUUGAUCAUGGAUGCCCUGGCCACACUCAAAUCGUUCAAAUUUGAUAGGACUCUGAAUGAAGAGCCCGACAAGAAACGGAUUGCCCUGCUUGGGUCAUUUCCCGCCUCCUGGUCGCUAGGCCAUCCAGACGGUACCGAGACCCGUGGAAUUGAAUAUACAUCGGAACGCCUGAGAGCUAUCAUUCGCAUCGAAAAGACCGCUUUCGCUCCAGAGCUUGCCGAACGUUUCUUCCACUCUGAUUCUGAACAGCCGACGAUCGUCUCCAGCGUGAAGCUAAUCCAAUCAACCGACAUCUACUCGUGGCUCGCGGGUUGGCUAUCAUCCUCAGAGGAACAGCAACCCCAAGGGGACGUUAAAAUUGACAUUAUAUGCCCUGCCACAGAUGAUCAUAUUCGGAAGUAUUCCCCACAGAAAUCUACCCUCGUGCGUGAGACGCCAGAACUGUAUACCAGCAUAGUAAGGCCGUAUAUCGACGCCUUUCCUCCUGCUCGGACGCGUUGGGUGACAAAGAUCCUUUCUGGGGAAGCUGAGCAAGGGACCAUGUUGUUCUCUUCUCCUGAAUUUAUUUUGCUGCCUGACAUGAAAUGGGACCUACACACCAUUGGGAGCUUGUACCUGGUCGCGAUCGCGCGAGAUCCCGCCCUUCGCAGUCUUCGUGAUUUGCGUCUCGGGCACGUUCCUCUCUUGAAGUCCAUUCGGAAAGAGGCCUAUCGGGUCGUUCAAGAGAAAUGGGGCUUACCAACCGGUUCGCUUAGAAUGUGGAUCCAUUAUCAGCCCAGUUACUAUCAUUUCCAUGUUCACAUCGCCAACGCAAGUUAUGAACUACCGGGAUUUGGUAUGGCUGUGGGGCAGGCACAUCUCCUGGAGGAUGUCAUAUCUUUACUCGAGACUGCGGCUACAAGCGGCAUCGAUAUCUUGGAGCGCAUGACAUUGACUUAUGGAUUAGGUGAACAACAUGGUCUCUACCAGGCGAUGAUCAAAGCACAGGGCGAUUUGGACUGAUUUUAAAUCCCACCCUGAUGGAGAAAACGUGCGAUUAACUUGCACUGAAUAAAAGUGAUGUCUAGUGGUAUGUAAAUAAGGGUAUAGAAAAUAGUAUGUACGAUAC